Pantherophis guttatus is the source of this 9294-nucleotide messenger RNA. The record is from RefSeq and is a predicted model, not a curated record. Lineage: Eukaryota; Metazoa; Chordata; Lepidosauria; Squamata; Colubridae.
CAACCUAGCAGGCAGUUUCCCAACACAACACUUCUGAGGGUCUCCAGUUAAAGUUAGGGUUAAUGCCUCCUCUCUUUCCUUGCCUUACACCUCAAUCCCCCAAGACCACCCCUUUCUUCUUUGCUUCAAGACACAUCUCCAAACUCAACUUCUUGGACGAAGUUGGCGCUGUCUACUAAAGCUGAGCUUAGAAUACUUGUAGUUUAAUUGAAAUAUUUCCCUCGUUACUCGUGUUUCUGUUUCCCUCCUCUCACUUUGCCAUUCCUGGUAAUAAUCAGAGGAACUAAGUCUGUUUCUGUUCUCCUUUGACCGUAGGGAGGACAAGCAUCCAUCAGGAACCUUCCAUUCUUCCGAGGGAUGCGGUUAACAAAGCGAGCACUGUUGGGUGGCAGUGCCCGUGUUUCUGUGGUGGCAUUCCGAGGGACGUGGUGGGCAUUCCUGAAUGCUUGGUGGAUGAUGUCAGAGCCAGUGACGUCAUAAUACAAAAGGGAAGAAGGGGGAGAGAAUCAGGCUGAACUCUGCAUUGUGGUGUUAUUAAUUAAAGAGCGCCAGCUAAGGGAAUUCUAGGUUGCACCCAUCAAAGCCCUCCUGAACCAUUCAAGACUCCCAAUUUCCUAGAGGUCUUCUUAGACGUUAACGCUGCCCUACGUAUCAAUGCUGGGAGAACUUCUUCAUGGUUGAGGCAGCAACCAAAGAAGAGGAAGAAAACCUCAAUUUAUCUCCAAGGAUCCAGACUGGGGCACCGUGCGGGGACUGUACAAUAUGCUAAGCCAUCUCGUGAUCUUCAGCCUGGAAUUCUAGCCCGGCCCGCACCGAGGUUGAACCCGGAGGCAAGCCAGAGAGUGAUCCAUAUGUUUGGGAAAAGAUAGUGAUUGCUUUCAGACCGGCCGACCAUGAGUAUGUUGAAACCGAGCGGGUUGAAAGCCCCCAGCAAGAUCAGCAAACCGGGAAGCGUGCUGGCCAAAACAGCCGCACCUGCGGCUGCAGCCUCUCCGGAAAAGACCCCGGCCGCGGAGAAGCCUCCCGCCACAGAAGGUUCAGAUGAGUUUGUGGACGAUUUCCGAAUCGGGGAGCGUAUCUGGGUCAAUGGGAAUAAGCCUGGCUUCAUCCAAUUCUUGGGAGAAACCCAGUUUGCUCCGGGUCAGUGGGCAGGAAUCGUGUUGGAUGAAGCUAUUGGCAAGAACGAUGGCUCCGUGGCCGGAGUGAGAUACUUCCAGUGUGAGCCCUUGAGGGGCAUCUUCACCAGACCUUCUAAGCUCGCCCGGAAGGCCGUUUCCAAGGAUGAAGCCAACGGGACCCAGGCAUCUAACGCCUCUCGGGCCUCGUCGCCCACGUCCACCUCAGCGGCCAGCCUCGUGUCUUCUCCUUCAACAGCAGCCCAUCUGCCGCCCACCGGCAUACCCCAGAAGAUGUCUCCUCUGGCCACCAAGGAGACGCCCGUUUCUCACGCGAGCAACCUCUCUAAAACCACCAGCGAAUCCAUUUCGAACCUUUCGGAAGCCGGGUCCUUGAAGAAAGGCGAAAGAGAACUCAAAAUGGGAGACAGAGUGUUGGUGGGGGGAACAAAAGCCGGCGUGGUGCGUUUUUUGGGUGAGACGGAUUUCGCCAAGGGGGAGUGGUGCGGCGUUGAAUUGGACGAGCCCCUGGGCAAGAACGAUGGAGCCGUUGCUGGAACAAGGUACUUCCAGUGCCAGUCCAAAUACGGCCUCUUUGCUCCGGUGCAUAAAGUGACCAAGAUUGGUUUCCCAUCCACCACUCCGGCCAAAGCCAAGCCCGCCAUCCGGAAAGCCCUCCCAACGCCCACCAGUCUGAAACGCAGCCCCAGCGCCUCGUCCCUCAGUUCUCUGAGCUCAGUGGCCUCUUCUGUAAGCAGCAAGCCGAGCCGUGCGGGACUAAGUCUUGCUAUGCAGUUGACAGAGACGUCCUCUCGGUACACUCGGAAGAUCUCGGGCACCACCGCCCUGCAAGAGGCACUGAAGGAGAAGCAGCAGCACAUUGAACAGCUCCUGGCCGAGCGGGAUUUGGAGAGGGCGGAGGUGGCCAAGGCCACCAGCCACGUUGGGGAGGUAGAGCAGCAGCUUGCCUUGGCACGGGAUGGGCACGAUCAGCGAAUACUGGAAAUGGAGGCCAAGAUGGACCAGCUGCGAGCCUUGGUGGAAGCUGCUGAUAGAGAAAAAGUAGAAUUGCUGAACCAGUUGGAGGAGGAGAAAAGGAAGGUUGAGGAUCUCCAGUUCCGGGUAGAAGAAGAGUCUAUCACUAAAGGCGAUUUGGAGCCAAAGAGAGACAUUUCUGAAGACCCUGAAAAAAAUACGCAGACCAAACUGGAACAUGCCCGCCUUAAGGAACUUGAGCAGAGUCUUCUCUUUGAAAAAACCAAAGCUGGCAAACUCCAGAGGGAGUUAGAAGACACUAGGGUCGCCACUGUCUCUGAAAAAUCUCGAAUCAUGGAACUGGAACGAGAUCUAGUAUUGCGGGAGAAGGAAGUCGCUGAGCUCCGGUCAAGAUUGGAGUCCAGUAAAGUGACCAGCAACGUGGACACGUCUCUCUCGCUGCUGCAGGAAAUCAGCGCUCUGCAAGAGAAGAUCGCGUCGGUGAACAAGGAACAUCAGGAGGAGUUGAAGUCCGUGCGGGACAAACUUGGGGUCAGUGAAGAAUCCUUCCAGAAGGAAAUCAAGACCUUGUUGUCCUCCAACGAAAAGAUGGCGAAAGAGAACAACUCCUUGAAAGCCAAACUGGACACGGCCCACAAAGAGAAUUUAGAGGUGAUUGAAUUGUGGAAAUCUAAGCUGGAAUCUGCCAUUGCUUCUCAUCAGCAAGCGAUGGAAGAUCUGAAGACCUCUUUCAGCAAAGGAGCCGGGAUCCAGGCAGCGGAGUUUGCAGAGCUGAAGGUGGAGGUGGAGAGGAUGAGAGAGCAUCAUCAGAACGAAGCGUCUAACUUGAAGAUGAAGCAAGAGAGCGAGAGGCUGGGUCUCGUGAAGGAGAUCGAAGCCCUGAAGAGCAAGCUGCUGGAGGUCACGGAGGAGAAGGAGAGAAGUUUGGAAGUGCUGAAGACCCAGCUGGAAAGCGCGGAAGAUCAGCACCUGGUGGAAAUGGAGGACACUCUUAACAAGUUGCACGAAUCCGAAACAAAGGUAAAGGAGUUAGAAGGCAUCCAGGAGAAGUGUGUGGAGCAAAGCAAGACCAUUGAUAGCCUUAAAGCAAAGAUCAAAGCUGCUGAAGCAAAGCUCGUGAACCUGGAUGGCCUUCAGGUGGCCCUUUCUGAAGGUAAACUGGAGUUGGAGAAGCUCGGUGAGGAACACGAAGCCGCCAAAAAAAAGAUACAGAGUUUAGAAAAUGACAGAAAUAAUGAAAGUAGCCAGGCUGCUAGUCUAGUCAAAGAACUGCAAGCGAGGGAGAAAAAGCUGCUUGAUCUUGAGCAUCACUUGGGCACAGUCAACCAACUUAAGGAUUCUUUGGAAAAAGAGCUGGAGGACCUGAAAGAAAAGUUCACUAAGGGUGCUGACGAAGCCAAAAUUGUACAAAAAUCUAUGCAAGAAACUCUUGAAAAACUAAACCAAAAAGAGCUCCAGUUUACACAGCUGUCAAGCGAACUCAAUCAGCUGAGAUCUCAUUUAACAGCCAUGGAGAAAUCGCUAAAAGAACGAGAAAUCCGAGAGCAGCAGCUCGUGGAGGCCAAAGCCAAGCUUGAAAACGAGGUGGCGGAAAUCAUGAAGUCUUCGGGCGACAGCUCUUCCCAGCUGACCAAAAUGAACGACGCCCUACGACUCAAAGAGAAGCAGGUGGAAGAGCUUCAGGUCCAGCUCACCAAGGCCAACACGGGAACGGCUCAGUUGCAGGAGAAUUUGGAGCAGGCAGCCCGUCAGGCUGAAAAGAAGCAGGAAGAGUUGCUUGCGCGACAUCAGGAGGAACAGCAGAAAAUGAAGAAUAAAUUAGGCAGCCUGGAGAAGAAGAUAGCAGCUCACCAAGAGGAGCAUAAGCACCUCCAAGCCGCCAGUGAGAAAAUGCAAUCGGAAAUGGGUGCCCGGCAUGAAGAAGCCCUCAAGGAACUCCAGCGGGAGCUUCAGAAGAAGGAGCAGCUGCUCACAAAGACCCAGAAGGCCAACAGCGAGUUAGAGCAACAGGCCAAGGAAUUGAAGAAGGAAGCCGAACAUGCAAAGUCCUUAACCUCUAUGUUAGCAACAGCCAGAAAAGAGAUUGAAUUUAUGUCAGACGAGAUGAGGGCCUUGAUAGCCGAGAAGGAAGUCUUGGCGCAGGAAGGGAAUGCUUUAAAGUUAGAAAAAGGUUCUUUAUUAUCCAAGCUGGUAGACUUGGAGUCCAAGAUUGGGCUGUUAAAACAAGAUCAGGAGAAACUGUGGACUGUGAAUGAGGAGCUUAAUCUGGAGAACAAAAGAACGGUCAAGGAGAAACAAGACGCGGAGAACAAAACCCAGCAAGAAAAGGAGAAGAAUGAUGAGUUGAUCUCCGAAAAGGGAAGGCUGCUCCUGGAGAUCGAGGCCGCCCAAGAAGACCUUCUCAAGAUCACUAGAGAGAAUGAUGCUCUACGUACAUCGAAGGCGUCUCUCCUCAGUCAGGUGGAAGAGCUCCAAGGCCGCAGUGAGGCCUUGGCCCAGGAAUGUCGGAAACAUGUCAGCCAACGAGAAGAACUGGAGGAUUGUCAGAGGAAGCUCUCUGAGGAAAACGCCGCUCUUCUCAAAGAUAAGGACGACGUCAUCCAGAAGCUGAAGAGCUCUUACGAAGACAUGGCCAGGGACCAAAAAGAGCUCCUUCAGGAAGUGACCACCUUGGCUGCUGAGAGGGACUCGCUCUUGGGCAAACAUCUGGAUCUGGAAAACAAGCACGUCGCCUUGAAGAGGGAACGGGAUGUUCUCCUGCAGACCAGCCAGGAUCUGCAGUCUGACAAGGAGACCCUCUUGAAAACUCAGGAGGAGAGACGCAAGAGCUUCGAGCAGGCUCUGGUGGAGAAACAGGAGCUUCAGUUGAAAAGCGACGGCCUUCAGUCCAGAUGGGAAGUAUCCGAUAAAGAGCUUAAAAGGGUCACCAAAGACAAGAACCAACUGGAGGCCUCUCACGCUAGUCUUUCAAAACUUCUGGAAGAGAUUAAGGCCAGCAGGGCAUCAACGGACACCGAGCUGAUUCAGCUCCUGCAAGAGAAGGAAACCUUGAUUUGCUCCGAGAGAAGACUUGUAGCCGAGCGGGAGGAACUUUGGAAUGAAAACAAGAACCUUUCAGAAAAGCUGGCCCAAACCUCUGAAGAAGCUGCCCUCGUUGAGAAAACCUUGAAUGAGAAGCUGAGCCAGUUGAGCGCGGAGAAGGAGGUGGCCUCUCAGAAGUCUCUGAAGUUCAAGAAGCAGAACGAGAGCCUGGUCAAGGAGAAGGCCUCCUUGGAAGCCAAAUGCGCCGAGCUCCUGGCGGAGAAGCAGUCUGCCACCAAAGCCGUGUGUGAAUUGAAGAAGAAGCACGAGUUAGACAUUUCUGCCAAAAGGAUGCUGGUCCAAGACAAGGCCAAACUGCAGGGCAGUGCUGAAACCCUGAAACGAGAGCUUGACCAGAAGAUACAAGAAAACCAGGAUCUCGUCCGAUACAAAGUUGAGCUCUCCAAAAUCUUAAAAGAGACCCAAAGUGCCAAAACCGUGUUGGAGAAUGAAUACUCGGCCUUGCUUCACGCCAAGCAGCUCCUAGCAGCUUCCUUUAAAAGCAGUUCGUCAGAGAAGGAAGUACUGAACAAAGAGAAGGUCCAGCUGCAAGAAGAAUGCCAGAAGUUGAGCAAGGAGGUCAAAACCAUCUACAAUAACCUGACAAUAGAGCGGGAAGGCCGUAUGUUGGAGAAGGAGUCUUUUGUGGUCGAGAACACCCAACUCCAUAAUGCCAUGAGUCGCUUAGAGACAGAGAAGGAACAGCUGUCCCUGAAAAAUAAGGAGUUAUUGGUAGAGCAGGACCAGCUGAAACAGGAGAAACUGAAGAGCGAGUCCAGGUUGGAAGAAAUUAUGAAGGAGAAAGAGGUCCUUAGUGCCGAGACGGACCAGCUGGCCUCCAACAUUGAGAAGCUGAAGAAGGAAUUUGAGGCUCUGACCAAAUCGAAAGCAGAGCUGCAGGAACUUCACAGCAGUGUCUCCAAGAUCCUAGAAGAACUCCGUUCCAGCCACCAGAGCAGCGAACUGGAAAGGGCUAAGCUGCUUCAAGAGAACGAGAUGUUGCUUCUGGAGCAGAAACAUCUCAUCACCAUCAAGGAAGAGAUCUUGAAGGAGAAGGAGACGUUCUCCAAGGACUACUACAAGCUGCACGACGAGAUCACCCUUCUUGCCCAGGCCAACAGUGAGAUGUCCGGCAACCUUUUGACGGCUCAGAACAAAACCCUGGCCCUUCAGAAGGAAAGAGAUGAACUCGUCGUCAAACUGGAAGACAUUGAAGGUCUGCAGGCUCAGGCGGUAAUGCAAAGAUUUGAGACGGCAAAAACAGCAGAAGAUGCUUUGCAGAUAGUGGAGGAAGUGACCAAACAAAAAGACACCCUCCAGAAAGAGAAGACAGAAAUCUUGGCCUCCUUCGAAGACUCCAAGCAGCUCAAUCAAAAGCUGAAAAAAGAGCUGGACGCUCUUAAAGAAAGCCACCGGAAGAACAGAGAGGAGCUCACCAAAUCUCAGGAACGUCUGAACAACGAGAGCCAAAGCCUGGAAGAGCUUCGAAAAGAAUUAGAAGUGCUCAAACUGGCAGAGGAGGAGAAAUCCCAACAGCUCGCCGUCUUCCAAGAAGAGAACCUCAAACUUGCGAAAGAGUUGGGGAAAGGAGAUCUCGCCAGUCACCAGAAGCUGGAAGAAGAAAGAUCAGUCCUCAAUAAUCAGCUUUUGGAGAUGAAAAAGAGCUUGCCCAGUAUUACUUUAAGAGAAGCCAAGUUAAUAAAAGAGAAUGAUGAAGAGAGAGCUUCAUUGCAGAAAUCCAUCAGUGUUACUAGUGCCUUGAUUACAGAGAGAGACGAAGAGUUGGAAAAACUCAGAAAUGAGGUCUCGGUGCUCCGUGGAGAGAACGCCACGGCGAGGAAUUUGCACUCGGUCGUUCAGUCCCUGGAAUCCGACAAGGUUAAACUUGAGAUCAAAGUAAAGAAUCUGGAGCAGAAGCUCAAAGAGAGCCAAAAAAGCUCUUCAGACAUUUCAUCUAGUGGCGACUUCCAAAAGGAAGAAGACCAAGAGAGCCAGAUUGACUUCCUAAAUUCGGUCAUUGUGGAUCUUCAAGAUAAAAACGCCGAACUGAAAUCGAAACUGAACAAGAUGUCCGAGGCGGCUCUCAACGGAGAUGAGGAAGAAGUUAUUAACUAUGACAGCGAGGAAGACAACCAAGUCAAGAGGAAACCUCGCCUCUUCUGCGACAUUUGCGAUUGUUUCGACCUCCACGACACUGAAGAUUGUCCUACGCAAGCCCAGGCGCCUGAGGAACCCCCCCACUCCACGUACCACGGCAGUCGGAAGGAGGAACGUCCGUACUGCACCAUUUGUGAGAUGUUUGGCCAUUGGACCGCCAACUGCAACGACGACGAGACCUUCUGACACAGGACAGGAGCGGAGAAAAUGGAACGUUGUUUCGGGCGCUAGUUGGACCUUGUCCUCCACCACCAAUCUCCAAGGGUGGGGCCAGAAGGAGGGAAGAGAGUGGGGACCGGCACUCUUUCCUCCCAGAAUUCCUUGCAGCACCCACCACCCAGAUUUUUUUUUUAAAAAAAGGACGCUGUGGAUCUGGUCUGCCACAAGCAAGAUAGUUUAUUCUGCCCUUUUUACGAUGAAAUUAAAAUAAAUAAUUUAACAGGGGCUGCCAAUUUUCAUUUAGAAAUUUCAUUUCCUGGGUUUUGCAUCCAGAAACUUCCCUCCGGUCGCGUGGCUUAGUUUGGGGGGUGGGAGGGAGGGAGGUGGGGGAGGAAAUGAGAGGAGGUGGGGUGUCAAACCCAAUAGCUCACUUUUAGCUCACUUAAAGCUCUUUGAAAUUAUGCUGUUAAUUUUCCUAUUUGCACUACUACGCUCCUCCAAGCUGCGGUUGUACGGAUUUAUUUAACGUUUGUAACGUUCUGACACUGGAAUGGGUUGAAGAGGCGAGCUCUUAUUUUUUUUAUUUUUCCAACGUUGUUUGUUUUUGUUUUUGUUUUGCCUCGGCUUUGUGAUCUCUCGAUCAACCAACACGCGUGUGCGUGUGCUACUGGUGCAAGACCUAGAAGUAGUGCCUUCCUUGUCCGCGAGAUUUCUUUUAACGGUGUGAGAUUUUGUCGAGGCAAAAAAAUACCACAAAGCAGGUCAGCCACUGUGGGAAAAUAUUUUUUUCCCCCCCCUAACGAACUCUCUCUCUCCAGUUCUGCGUUUGGGAAAUCUCCUCCUGUUUUUUCAGCUUCUGUAGAGUUGUACAUAAGUACAUAUAUAAAUAUAUUUAAGAAAAACAAAGAUUUAUAUUUUGGAAAACAAUCUUGAUUGUCUUUAGUGUUUCUGUUCUUCUGAAAAAGAGGGCUUUCGUGUACCGUAACUUGAUUCAAUGACUUUAAACCGCCUCAAAAAACUUGGGAGAUUUUUUUUUUUCUGACGGGGGUGGGUUUGGGAUGGGGAUAAGGGGGCAAGUUUGCAUGUACCAAAAAAAGGACACAAAAAAAAAUCUUCCGGCUACAGUUUGUAUCCUGUAACAGAUUUUUUUUUUAUCAAAGGUCCGUCCUGAAAUCAAGACCGUUUCUUAAAACCAAUUUAAGAUGUAAUUUAUUUAUUUUCCCCUGGAUUGGAAUUUUGUUCCUGAUGAAUGUAAAAUAGAAAACUCAAUGUUGAAAUAAGGUGAAGUUUCUAAGAAGCUGAUAACCUUACAAGAACAUUUUAAGAAGUAUACAAAGGAGCACAUUUCUGAGUGAAACUGUUUUCAUGCUAAUUUAAUGCCCCGGGCGUUCCUGUGGAGUUACUCAAAGAUGAUGCCAUUCUGGUUUUGCUCUCUUCUUUUGAAUGUCACAAAAAAAGAAAGGUAAAGAAAACACUAUCAGCCUUCCUUGCAUUAUGGAAGAUUUUAACUCUUCUAUAACUAUGUUUGGGUUUAACCUGUGUUUCUUUUUACACGCACACACAGACCUAUAGAGAGGCACAUAUCUGUGCUAGUUGUUAAUUAUUCCCAGAUUACAAUCAGUAUUUGGUCUAUGAGGUUUUUUAAAAAAUAAAUCAAUGUAACUGUUUGAACUUUGGAGUAAAGAAUGUAUUAUAGGGAUAGUCAUUAAAAAAAAGCAGGGAAAUCAGUAUUAAACUAAACCAACUGUACUGUAUCUUUAAUAAAGGGAUUAUUCUCUACUCGUCA